CGCAUAUCUAAACAAUUCUUCAGCUGCCUCUGUGAUAAAUGAACAAGUUGGAUCGCCAACACAAAGAUAUUCAGAGAGCUCAUCCCCAUCAAAGGCUAUUAUGAGCUAAUAAAACCUAUUACUGAACAAUGAUUGCUGAUGCCAACCAGCUGAAGACACUAUAUGAUGCCAAUGGUUACCUGAUAGCAAUACCGGUACUAAACAAGAAUGAAUUAGAUCUGGCUCGUAAAGAAUAUGAAAAACUCGAGGAAAAGUUUAGUAAGGAAUAUUGUCAGUUCAACCUGCACAACCUGCACAUGCAGUAUGAGUGGGUUAUGAAUCUGGCUGUCCAUCCCAAUGUGCUGAAAGCUAUCACUGCUAUACUGGGGCCUGAUGUCAUUCUGCUGGACUGUAGAUUUAUCUGUAAAUAUUCCUCAAGUGAUGUCCCACUCCAAGACAACAAAGCUCAGCAUGUUGCUUGGCAUCAGGACAUGAAAUAUUGGGGCAUUAAAGGAGGUGCUGUGGUUUCUGCCUGGAUUGCUUUUGAUGAUGUGGACAAGGAAAAUGGUGUCCUGCAAGUAAUUCCAGGGAGCAAUAAAAAAAGUGUUCUUGAGCACGGACCUGGAACUGUUACAACAGACAUGAUGAGAGCACAGCAACAGAUACCGAAUCACCUGGUGCAGGUAGAAGAAGCUGUUGAGUGUCCACUGAAAGCCGGAGAGAUGUCUGUGCAUGAUGGUCUGACCAUCCAUGCCAGUGAACCCAAUAUAUCCAACAGACAGGACCACAGCCCUGCCAACAGAAGACGAUGUGGAUUAGUCUUCCGUUAUAUUCCCACCUGUGCAUACCCUAUUGAGAAUACCGAAUAUCCCAGAAGUUUCCCUGCAGCAGUGCUGGUAGCUGGAAAAGAUGAAUUUCAGAAAUUUAAAAACAAUGCACCUAGCUUUUUUACCAAAACCUUUUGAUUUUCUUGGGGAAAAAAUAAAUAGAAGCAUCUAUAAAAAUAAUGAGAUGUGCUUGUGAGAUUGACAAGGACAUAAACGGGAAAAAAAAAAU
Molecule: messenger RNA, 1035 nt
Organism: Bombina bombina (fire-bellied toad)
Lineage: Eukaryota; Metazoa; Chordata; Amphibia; Anura; Bombinatoridae
Product: L-threonyl-[L-threonyl-carrier protein] 4-chlorinase-like
Exons: 2
Coding region: 129-944 (271 amino acids)
Source: RefSeq, a predicted model, not a curated record